Acanthosepion pharaonis is the source of this 3441-nucleotide messenger RNA. The record is from the annotation of a GenBank genome assembly. Lineage: Eukaryota; Metazoa; Mollusca; Cephalopoda; Sepiida; Sepiidae.
AUGGUGGGCGUCGUUGAUUCGUUCAUUUUUUCCCUCCGUCGAUCCUUUUUAAGAGAGAAAUAUUUCAAACUUUCAGUCUCUACAUUAGCUGUCUAUCCAUCUAUCAAUCUAUCUAUCUAUCUAUCUAUCUAUCUGUCUGUCUGUUCAAUGAAUCAACAAGGUCUGUUAACUUCUAUCUAUCUAUCUAUCUAUCUAUCUAUCCCUUUCUUUCUUUCUUCUUUCUUUCUAUCUAUCUAUCUCAGGCCCUAUCCCUUUUCUUCUUUUUCUCAGUUCCACUUUUCUAAUUCCUGCCCCGAUCUGUUUAAUCUUCCCAACUUUCUUUUUCCUCACUUCUUGCCAACUUCCUUUUUGUCAAACUCACUUUUUCUCUUUCUUCAUCAAAAUUUUUUUAUCUUUUCCCUUUCUCAAGCCUCUUCGACGGAAAAGGUUCUCAGCUUCUGUGAGCUUGAGCCAGACAAAUAUGUUAAAUUAACAAUCUCUCGUUCAUAUUUUCAAAUAACUUCUUUUCAUUUUCUUUACAUCGAUCUUUUCUUCGUUUCACUUUUAUAUUCUUUGUAUGUCUCUCUAUCUCUCUCUCUCUCUCUCUCUCUCUCUCUCUCUCUCUCUCUCUCUAAAAAUUUAGUUAUACCUUCUUUCAUAAAUCUUUCUUUUCUUUGUCUUUCUUUCUCUUUUUAUAUUCUUUGUAUCUCUCUUUCAACAUAUUUAGUUACCCUUUCUUUCAAACAUCUUUCUUUUCUUCGUCUCUCUUCUCUCUUUUAUAUUCUUUUGUAUCUCUCUUUCAACAAAUUUUGUUACCCUUCUUUCAAACAUCUUUCUUUUCUUCGUCUCUCUUUUUUAUUUUUUGUAUAUUCUUUGUAUCUCUCUUUCAAACAAAUUUUGUUACCCUUCUUUCUCUUUUUAACAUCUUUUUUUUUGUUGCUUCGUCUCUUUCUUUUCUUCGUCUUAUAUUCUUUUAUAUUCUUUCUCUCUUUCAACAAAUUUUGUUACCCCUUCUUUCAAACAUCUUUCUUUUUCUUCGUCUCUCUUUCUCUUUUAUAUUCUUUGUAUCUCUCUUUCAACAAAUUUUGUUACCUUCUUUCAAACAUCUUUCUUUUCUUUCGUCUCCUUUCUCUUUUAUAUUCUUUGUAUCUCUUUUUCUCCCUUUCUCUUUUUAUUUACCUUUUCUUUCAAACAUCUUUCUUUUUCUUCGUCUCCUUUCUCUUUUAUAUUCUUUUGUAUCUCUCUUUCAACAAAUUUAGUUACCCCUUCUUUCUUUUUCUUUUCUUCGUCAUCUUUCUUUUUUUUCUUUUUGUCUCUCUUUCUCUUUUUAUAUUCUUUUUUCUUCGUCUCUUUCUUUUUAUAUUCUUUGUAUCUCUCUUUCAACAAAUUUUUUUACCCCUUCUUUCAAACAUCUUUCUUUUCUUCGUCUCUCUUUCUCUUUUAUAUUCUUUGUAUCUCUCUUUCAACAAAUUUAGUUACCCCUUUCAAACAUCUUUCUUUUCUUUUCUUCGUCUCUUUCUUUAUUACCCCUUCUUUCAAACAUCUUUCUUUUCUUCGUCUCUCUUUCUCUUUUUUAUAUAUUCUUUUCAACAAAUUUUUUAUAUCUCUCUUUCAACAAAUUUCUUUCAACAAAUUUACCCUUCUUUCAAACAUCUUUCUUUUCUUCGUCUCUCUUUCUCUUUUAUAUUCUUUUUACCCCUUCUUUCAAACAUCUUUCUUUUCUUCGUCUCUCUUUCUCUUUUAUAUUCUUUGUAUCUCUCUUUCAACAAAUUUAGUUACCCCUUCUUUCAAACAUAUUUCUUUUCUUCUUUGUCUCUCUUUCUCUUUUAUAUUUCUUUUCUUCGUAUCUCUUUCUCUUUAUAUUUCUCUCUUUCAAAUUUAGUUACCCUUCUUUUCAAACAUCUUUUUCUUUUCUUCGUCUCUCUUUCUCUUUUAUAUUCUUUGUAUCUCUCUUUCUACAAAUUUAGUUACCCUUCUUUCAAACAUAUUUCUUUUUCUUCGUCUCUCUUUCUCUUUUUAUAUUCUUUGUAUCUCUCUUUCUACAAAUUUUGUUACCCCUUCUUUCAAACAUCUUUCUUUUCUUCGUCUCUCUUUCUCUUUUAUAUUCUUUGUAUCUCUUUCUACAAUUUAGUUACCCUUCUUUCAAACAUAUUUCUUUUCUUCGUCUCUCUUUCUCUUUUAUAUUCUUUGUAUCUCUCUUUCUACAAAUUUAGUUUUCCCUUACCCCUUCUUUUUCAAACAUCUUUCUUUUCUUCGUCUCUUUCUCUUUUAUAUUCUUUGUAUCUUUCUCUUUUCUUCGUCUCUCUUUCUCUUUUAUAUUCUUUUGUAAAUUUAGUUUUUAGUUACCUUUUUCAAACAUCUUUCUUUUCUUCGUCUCUCUUUCUCUUUUAUAUUCUUUGUAUCUCUCUUUCAACAAAUUUUGUUACCCCUUCUUUCAAACAUCUUUCUUUUCUUCGUCUCUCUUUCUCUUUUAUAUUCUUUUUACCCCUUCUUUCAAACAUCUUUCUUUUCUUCGUCUCUCUUUCUCUUUUAUAUUCUUUGUAUCUCUCUUUCAACAAAUUUUGUUACCCCUUCUUUCAAACAUCUUUCUUUUCUUCGUCUCCCUUUCUCUUUUAUAUUCUUUGUAUCUCUCUUUCAACAAAUUUUGUUACCCCUUCUUUCAAACAUCUUUCUUUUCUUCGUCUCCCUUUCUCUUUUAUAUUCUUUGUAUCUCUCUUUCAACAAAUUUUGUUACCCCUUCUUUCAAACAUCUUUCUUUUCUUCUUACCCCUUCUUUCAAACAUCUUUCUUUUCUUCGUCUCUCUUUCUCUUUUAUAUUCUUUGUAUCUCUCUUUCAACAAAUUUAGUAACCCCUUCUUUCAAACAUCUUUCUUUUCUUCGUCUCUCUUUCUCUUUUAUAUUCUUUGUAUCUCUCUUUCAACAAAUUUAGUAACCCCUUCUUUCAAACAUCUUUCUUUUCUUCGUCUCCCUUUCUCUUUUUUAUAUUCUUUUCUCUCUUUCAACAACAAAUUUUGUUACCCCUUUCUUUCAAACAUCUUUCUUUUCUUCAUCUCCUCUUUCUUUUAUAUUCUUUUCAUCUCCUUUCUCUUUUAUAUCUCUCUUUUCAACAAAUUUUGUUACCCCUUCUUUCAAACAUCUUUCUUUUCUUCGUCUCUCUUUCUCUUUUAUAUUCUUUGUAUCUCUCUUUCUAGAAAUUUAAAUACUCUUUAUUUCUUCUUCUGUCUUAUCUCUGUUUCUUUCUUUCUUUCUCUAUCUCUCUCUUUCUCUCAAUUUUCAUCCCACCCCCCAUAUUUAUCUUUUCCCUUCUUUUUUUUUAUCUCGUCUGAUCAUUGUCGUUCUUUAUUUUCUACCUUUUGCCGCUUUCUCUCUCGCCAUCUCUCCGUCUCAUUUAUUCUCUUUCUCUUCAUUUCCCUUUCCUUUUUUAUCUCUCAGAAUCUUUCCCUCUUUCUCUUUCUUCUCUAA